AUGGAAGCCCUGGUGCUUGUGGCGGUGUUGGGGGGUGGCCUUCUGUGGCUCCUCUUCGGUGGGCACCAAAGGAACUCGCUGCGGGUGGCAUUCAUCCACCCAGACCUGGGGAUUGGUGGUGCCGAGCGGCUUGUGGUGGACGCAGCGCUGGGACUGCAGCAAGCGGGCCACCAGGUGGUCAUGUUCACUUCUCACCACGACACCAACCACUGCCUCGACGAAACACGCAAUGGCACAUUGAAGGUGAUCGUGCACGGCGAUGCCCUUCCUCGAUCUUUGGGCGGCCGCUUCAAGGCCUUCUUCGCCUACCUUCGCAACCUCUAUCUGGCGCUUGCGUUGGUGCGAAGCCACAAGCACGGAGGUGCCUAUGAUGUCAUCUUCGUGGACGCCAUCUCGGCAUCCAUCCCCAUCCUCAAACUCACCGGCGCCAAGAUCCUGUUCUAUUGCCAUUUCCCCGAUCGCAACCUGUGCACGGACCGCCGUUCGCUUCUCAAGCGCCUCUAUCGGCUUCCGCUCGAUGUUCUGGAGGAAGUGACCACUGGCCAAGCUGACAAGGUCUUGGUGAACAGCAAAUUCACGGCCAGCGUCUACGAUCAAACGUUCACGCGAAUCGCCGCUCGGGUUCGGCCCGACGUACUCUACCCCGCCAUCAACUUUCAGUCCUACAGCGCCAGUCAAGGGGCUAGGGCGCAGCAGCAGGAGCGCGAACCGUUAUUCGUUUCGUUGAACCGCUACGAGAGGAAGAAGAACAUAGGCCUUGCGCUUCAGGCCUUCGCCCUCCUGCGUGAGCGCACGCCCAGCGUUUUCCCCACCCUUCGCCUCGUCAUCGCCGGCGGGUACGAUCCGCUGCUGGCCGAAAACGUGGAGCACUUCAAGGAACUGAAGGCUCUGGCGCACCAGCUGGAUCUGAUCGACGACGAGCAACUCAACUCCACCGAAGACGACCAAAAGGGCGCGCAACAGGUCACCUUCUUGCGGUCAAUCUCCAACCAGACCAGAAAUGGCCUGCUGGCUCAGUGCUCGGCGAUCAUUUACACGCCCGAAAACGAGCACUUCGGCAUCGUGCCCGUGGAGGCCAUGUACGCCGGAGCUCCAGUCAUCGCUUGCAACAGCGGCGGACCCAGAGAGAGCAUCAUACAUGAGGCGGAGGAGUUCGCAGAGGCCAUGGCCCUUUUGGCCGAUGACCCGAACCGAGUGCGCAAGAUGGGAGAGGCCGGCCACCUGCACGCCGAGGAGCGCUAUUCCCUCACCUCCUUUACACAGCAGCUCGAGGCCGCCCUUCGCUCCAUGCUCUCCUGGAAGGGGAGAGAUGGAGAUGGGGCCUUGUUCGAUCUAUCCACUACCACAACGCUGAACUGUACAGAGCGCCUGCUGGGGCGGUUCUUCAGAGACCCAGAGCCUCGCGGGCGACCCGCCACUCAUCAGACUCCUUGA
Molecule: messenger RNA, 1434 nt
Organism: Acanthamoeba castellanii str. Neff
Lineage: Eukaryota; Discosea; Longamoebia; Acanthamoebidae
Product: mannosyltransferase
Exons: 12
Coding region: 1-1434 (477 amino acids)
Molecular function (GO): GDP-Man:Man(1)GlcNAc(2)-PP-Dol alpha-1,3-mannosyltransferase activity; alpha-1,3-mannosyltransferase activity
Source: RefSeq, a predicted model, not a curated record